CCACACAACACAAGCACAAGCACAAGCAGCUAGCUAGCCUGCAGCUCGAUCACACUAGCUAGCACUUUUGCUCUCGAUCAGUAGUAGCAUCAUCAUCUUCCAUGGCAAUGGCACCGAGAGCGGCGCUCCUCCUGGCCAUGGCGCUGACGGUUCUGGCGUCGACGGCGAGCGCGCACGGUGGGUACGGCCACGGGACGUGCCCCAAGGACGGGCUGAAGCUGAAGGCGUGCGUGGACGUGCUGGGCCUGCUCAAGGUGAAGGUGAACGUGCCGCGGUACGAGCCCUGCUGCUCGCUGCUCGACGGGCUCGUGGGCCUCGACGCCGCGCUCUGCCUCUGCACCAGGCUCACCGCCGACGUGCUCGGCCUAGUCCAGCUCGACCUCCCCAUCGACCUCCGCCUCCUCCUCAACAACUGCGGCAAGGUCUGCCCCGACGACUUCCGGUGCCCCGGCCACUACUAGAAGCACAUCAUCAGCCACUGCGUGGAGUUUGAUGAACAAGCGCGUUUCGAUUGCGCGGUGAUGUUGUUUUGGUUUUAAUUGUGAUUUGUAAACUUGUUUGCAUGUUUUUGUUGUUGUUUUGGAGCGCGCUGCGCAUAUGUAUUUCUUACUUUCACGUCAUAUGUUAAGUUACAUUUUGUUUUCCGAAUGAAAUAUGCAAUAUCGAGUACUUUCGUGACA
Molecule: messenger RNA, 680 nt
Organism: Brachypodium distachyon (stiff brome)
Lineage: Eukaryota; Viridiplantae; Streptophyta; Magnoliopsida; Poales; Poaceae
Product: cortical cell-delineating protein
Exons: 1
Coding region: 102-461 (119 amino acids)
Source: RefSeq, a predicted model, not a curated record